Molecule: messenger RNA, 510 nt
Organism: Acromyrmex echinatior (Panamanian leafcutter ant)
Lineage: Eukaryota; Metazoa; Arthropoda; Insecta; Hymenoptera; Formicidae
Product: UPF0746 protein DDB_G0281095-like
Source: RefSeq, a predicted model, not a curated record
AUGCCCGUGGCCGAAGAAGUUCAAGCUUGUCCGCAAUUCAUCGGUAGACAUCCACCGGACACGCCGUCAGCAACACAGCAGCAGCAGCAGCAGCGGCAGCAGCAGCAACAUCAACGGCAGUGGCGGCAGGGCAGGGGCACUCCGCCGGGAGUGUCCGUGGUCCAGGCGAAUGCCAGGAUGCCGGUAUCGAACGAAAAUGUCGAGAAGGGAAGGGAGCGACGUAUCGCCGACGGCGAGAUCAAGAAAGAGCGCGUCUCGUACUACCGCGAUAACUGGCGUGAUUCCAAUGGACAAAGCGAGCAGGGUGGCAAGAAGGGUGAAAUAGAGGCGCCGACACAACACCCGAAAACGAAUCCAGCCAUUCUCGAAAUAGGCACCUGGAAUUCCGGUCCUCGCCGGGGCUCUCGCGGAUCUGGGAUGGCCUUCUGGGAGCAAAAGCGGCAAGAGCAGCAGGAACAGCAGCAGCAACAGCAGCAGCAGCAACAGCGAUAUCGGAUCAAACUCAGUUAA